AUGAAAUUCGCAGAGCAUUUGAGCGCUCAUAUAACUCCUGAGUGGAGAAAACAAUAUAUCAACUACGAGGAGAUGAAAGCUAUGUUAUACACUGCGGUGGAGGAGGCACCAUCAGCAGAGAAUGUGGAGCCAGAAGUUCUUUCCAGGCACUUUGCAAAUUUCGACGAGACAUUCUUCCAUUAUUGUGAUCUAGAGCUAAAAAAAAUCAACACUUUCUACUCAGAGAAACUGGCGGAGGCGACCAGAAAGUUCGCGACCCUACAGAGCGAGCUGAAGUCCCAGUUCGACAUGAUGAAGCCCAGGGGCGGCGGCGACAGCAAGAAGUCGAUGCCGCGCCGCAAGGUCCAAGAGCUGAAGCUGGCCUUCAGCGAGUUCUACCUCAGCCUCAUUCUGCUGCAGAACUACCAGAACCUGAAUUAUACCGGCUUCAGGAAGAUACUGAAGAAACACGACAAGUUGUUAAACGUUAGCAAUGGGGCGCAAUGGAGGGCGGCGCAGGUGGAGUCGUCGCACUUCUACACGAACAAGGACAUAGACCGGCUGAUUGGGGACACGGAGGCGACCGUCACCAACGAGCUGGAGGGGGGCGACAGGCAGAAGGCCAUGAAGAAGCUCAGGGUGCCCCCCCUCGGGGAGCAGCAGAGCCCCUGGACCACGUUCAAAGUGGGCCUGUUCUCCGGCUCGUUCAUAGUACUCUUCAUCACGGUGGUACUGUCGGCGCUGUUCCACGAGGGGGCGACGGAGAACUUCAAGACGGCGUUCCGGCUGUACCGGGGCCCGUUCCUGCUGGUCGAGUUCAUAUUCCUGAUAGGCAUAAACGUGUACGGCUGGCGCUCGUCGGGCGUGAACCACGUGCUGAUCUUCGAGCUGGACCCCAGGAACCACUUGUCGGAGCAGCACCUGAUGGAGCUGGCCGCGAUAUUCGGCGUCGUCUGGGCGCUGAGCAUACUCAGCUUCAUAUACAGCGCCAGCCUGAGCAUACCGCCCUUCGCACGAGGCGCGCUUCUGGUUCUGAGGAUAUGCGGUCGUAUCUUAGCGGCUCCAUUCGUGCCCGUGCUGUUCGCGGAUUUCUGGCUGGCGGAUCAAUGGAACUCGUUCGCGUCCGCCUUCCUUGAUUUCCACUAUUUGGUCGCGUUUUACGUCAUGGGCGGCGAUUGGUUUAACGUCAACGACUCGUUCGAGUCCAACAAGUGGUUCAUAAUCACCCGCGCCCUGGUCAACAUCGUGCCCGCCUGGACCCGAUUCUGGCAGUGCCUGCGCCGAUACAGGGACAGCAGGGAGGCGUUCCCCCAUCUGGUCAACGCCGGCAAAUACUCCACCACCUUCUUCGUGGUGCUGUUCGCCACGCUGCGCACCAUGCACAGCGGCGACUACGCGGACCCAUACGACAACCCGUUCCUGUACGCUUGGUUCGCGUGCCAGCUGGUGUCCUCGCUGUACACGUACACGUGGGACGUGAAGAUGGACUGGGGCCUGUUCAGCUGCGGACCCUCGGCGGAGAACAAGUUCCUCAGGGAGGAGAUCGUGUACAGUCCCGGGUUUUACUACUUCGCGAUAGUCGAAGACUUCGUACUCCGCUUCAUAUGGACGGUGUCAUUCUUCCUCACGGAGAACAAAUUGGUCAGCGGCGAAACUAUGGUCUCGAUACUAUCGCCGCUCGAAGUUUUCAGACGCUUCAUCUGGAACUUCUUCCGGCUGGAGAACGAGCACCUGAACAACUGCGGCAAGUUCCGGGCGGUGCGCGACAUCUCGGUGGCGCCGCUCGACUCCUCGGACCAGGCGGACAUCGUCCGCAUGAUGGACCACCCAGACGGCGUCAUCAACAGGCUAACGAAGAAAAAGAACCCCAAGAAGACAAAAGAUAUUGAUAGAAAGCCACUUUUGAAGAAGGAAUCAAUACAAGACCUGCAAUUAGAGUUAGAUUUGUCAUCCAAGAUGUUG
Messenger RNA from Iphiclides podalirius (scarce swallowtail), 1941 nucleotides. NCBI's taxonomy places the organism in Eukaryota, Metazoa, Arthropoda, Insecta, Lepidoptera, Papilionidae. The record is from the annotation of a GenBank genome assembly.